Dalotia coriaria is the source of this 1224-nucleotide messenger RNA. RefSeq lists its product as uncharacterized. The transcript has 3 exons. The coding region runs from base 167 to 1033 and encodes 288 amino acids. NCBI's taxonomy places the organism in Eukaryota, Metazoa, Arthropoda, Insecta, Coleoptera, Staphylinidae. The record is from RefSeq and is a predicted model, not a curated record.
GUAGAUGGCAGUUGAAAACAAACUGCUCGUGCGCAGUAGCCCUGGCAACAGUCGAAGGCCAUUAAAUGACAAAAUUUAAAGGGUGAGGCGUGAUUUCCCAUUGCGAAAGCUUGGAAUUCUCCUAACCGAUCCAACGGUCAGUGGUGCAACGCGCAGCAGAAUCCCGAUGCAGCCGCAACGUCAACCCGAGCUUACAUAUUAUGACUUUGACGUGAAUUUCGACUACCAGCAGCAGUUACACGAAGCGAUGAAAUGCCGUGCGGCCGUCGCGUAUAACCGCGCCGCCACCGAGGAGUACUUCAAAAGCAAGCUUGACAACCCAGAGUUUAUGAAUCUCUUUAAAAGGCAUCCACUCACCGGCGAGGGGGAUCCGGGGGCGGACGGGGAGACGGCGGAUUCGCAAACCACAAUCACCUUGGCAUUACCCGACGUGGAAGCUCGCCCGGCUCCGCAGGUUCUUCAAGUUUUCCUUCCAACAGCCCCACAGAUUUCGCUCUCUUUGACGAACAUCUCCUGCCCACCGAUACUACCUCCUCUACAAUGUCACAUUUCUCACAUUCCCCCAUUUCCUCUACCCCAAACUCCGCCGUUACAGCUGGAGCUCCAACUGCAGGUGCAACUGCCGCACGUCAACCGGAAGUGCCUGCAUUUUCCUACCAAGGAAUAUCUCCAGUUGCAUGCGACGUUCGCGCGCAACCUAAAACAGCGGAUCCUGAACGAGAUUCAGGAGCGCACGGCGCGUUGUCAGCUAAAGCGGCAGGUCGCCAUCCAAGACUCGCUGAGCGACGUUCUCGAUCGGGAUCCACUUCGAGUUCUCGCACACGUCGGCUACCAGGCCGUCUUGCGCCACGACGAAUUUAACGUGCCGAAGACGGCGCGCCAUGUUGAUGCUGAGACGCUGCGACGCAACGAGCGUAAGCUGCAUGAUAUGGCCGAGGAGUUUUGUCUGUCCGAUUACGCCGCGGAGGUGAUGCACGCAUGUGAUAGUAACACGAAGGUGAGGAAACGUUUAGGUGAGAGGUUUGAGCCUUAAAAUCAAAAUCAUUACAUAUCUGUUUCUGUUGACUUAACGGACGCAUAUUUUAUUACUUUUAUUCGUUUAUCAAAUAUUCUAAUGAUUCUUAUGCAUCAAGUGCAAUUUUUGUUCGUUAUUUUAUUUAUUUUGUAAUUUUUAUACAUCAAAUGGAAGUAUUUAUUAAGAAAUUUAUAAACUUUUGAAAUAUG